Molecule: messenger RNA, 1716 nt
Organism: Penicillium salamii
Lineage: Eukaryota; Fungi; Ascomycota; Eurotiomycetes; Eurotiales; Aspergillaceae
Source: the annotation of a GenBank genome assembly
AUGGACUCCUCUUGUGCCGUUGUAAGACGACCGACUGAGACCUCGUUAUGGACCACCAUCAUUUUGGGUGAUUUUGUCAAAAACCAAGCAACCAAGCACGGACCGAAAGACAUUGCCGUUUUCCCAUGGCAAGGUGUCCGAUUAUCCUACGCUCAACUGGCUGAGCGAGGAAAAUCAGUAGCCAAAGCUUUACUCAAAGCUGGAGCCAGACCGACUGAAUGCGUUGCUGUGCUGGCUGGGAAUCGAUAUGAAUAUCUUGAAUCUGUGGUUGGAGGUGCUUUGAUCGGGUGCUCAGUCCUGGUGCUCCACACCACAUACAAGCCCUGGGAGCUUCAAAAUGCACUGGAAAAAACAAAAUGUCGUGUUCUGUUUCUCGCUUCAACCAUCGGUUCUCGUAGCAUGGAUGAGCAUUUCGAGCUCCUCAAUACCAUAUCUGCACGAUCCACUUUAUCAGGGUUGAUUCGAGUAGUUAGGCUUGGUGACGAGUCCUGUUUUGAACAAUCAACGUUGAAUGAAGAUUAUGAGAACUUUCUGUCAUCAGCUGGUGGUGUCGAGUUGGAUUCUUUAUACGAGACAGCCACUCGGUCGAUUCAACCAUCGGAUGUAGCCAGCUUGCAGUUCACUUCCGGUACAACCGGGGCAGCCAAAGCAUCGAUGUUAACACACAUCAAUAUCCUCAAUAAUGCCCGUUUCGUCGGAGAUAAUCUCCAACUCACAGAAGAGGAUAUAAUCUGCUGUCCACCCCCACUGUUCCAUUGUUUCGGGCUGGUGAUGGGGUUCAUUGCAUGUCUCAUCCACGGCUGUACAAUUGUGUAUCCAUCUGACCACUUUGAUGCCGCACGUGUUUUGGACUCGAUUGUUGACGAAAAAUGCACAGCGCUCUAUGGGGUGCCAACCAUGUUCAUCGCCGAGCUAGAGGCCAACCAAGCACGGAACCGCAAUAUUCAGAGUUUGCGCAAGGGUUUAGCAGCAGGAUCCACAGUACCACUGUCCCUGAUGAACAAACUCAAGGAGCAGAUAGGUAUUGACACGAUGCUGAUUGCAUAUGGAAUGACCGAGACGAGUCCCGUCACUUUCAUGUCCACUUUUGAGGAUCCCGUUGAGAUGCGAGUUGCGACUGUCGGACGGAUUAUGCCGCAUACAGCAGCCAAGGUGAUUGAUAAGAUGGGUCGGGUAUUGGGUAGGGGUGAGAGAGGCGAGCUUUGCACGUCGGGUUAUGUCUUACAGCGCGGAUACCUGGAUGAUAAGGACAAGACGAAUGAGGUCAUGAAGAAGGAUGAAGAAGGGGUUGUGUGGAUGCAUACCGGGGACGAGGGAACGAUUGAUGAGGAGGGAUACUGCCGCAUCACCGGACGAAUCAAGGAUGUCAUCAUUCGCGGGGGUGAAAACAUCUUCCCCGUUGAGAUUGAGGAACGGCUGCUGGCGCAUCCUUCCAUUGCGGAAGUUUGUGUAGUUGGGACUCCCGAUCAGAAAUAUGGCGAAGUUGUAGGCUGUUUCUUGAAGGCCCGGGAGGGGGCAAUUUGCAGGCCUGGUUUACAUGAGAUCCAGGACUGGGUGAGGCCUGUGAUGGGAUGGUCCCGUACUCCCCAGGUUGUCUUUUGGGUGGGCAAAGAUGGGAUUUGCCUCGACUUCCCUAAGACGGGCAGUGGCAAGCUUCAGAAACAUCUGUUGCGGGAGUUAGCUGCCGGCUAUUGCAAAACACCACUGGCAGUUUGA